Ascochyta rabiei is the source of this 900-nucleotide messenger RNA. RefSeq names its product E2 ubiquitin-conjugating enzyme. Bases 1 to 900 code for a protein of 299 amino acids. The record is from RefSeq and is a predicted model, not a curated record. NCBI's taxonomy places the organism in Eukaryota, Fungi, Ascomycota, Dothideomycetes, Pleosporales, Didymellaceae. The transcript is spliced from 2 exons.
AUGUCCACCAAAGGGCAGUUCAACACCAAAAAUCCAACCAUCAAACGCAUAUUAAAAGAAGCUUCCGAGCUCUCCAGCUCCCCAUCACAAGACUAUCAUGCUGAACCCCUAGAGGACAACAUCUUCGAAUGGCAUUUCACAAUCCGAGGCCCACCCGCCCCCUCUGCAUACGCUGGCGGCAUCUACCACGGCCGCAUAAUACUGCCGCCACAGUACCCCCUGCGGCCGCCGUCUUUCCGCUUCCUCACACCUACAGGACGAUUCGAAGUCAAUCGCGAGAUCUGCCUUAGUAUAUCGGGACACCAUGAAGAAACGUGGCAGCCAGCAUGGGGCGUGAGGACGGCACUGGUCGCCAUAAGAAGCUUCAUGGACACCGAUGCGAAGGGCCAAUUGGGUGGUCUCGAGUGUAGCAAGGAUGAGAGGGAGAGGAUGGCGCGUGACAGCGGCAAGUGGGCUUGUGCGGCGUGCGGGAAGAGCAACGAUGAGAUUAUGAAAGAGAGGGAAGAGGCUGUCAAGGCAACUGAGGAGCAGGAUGGUAUUAGAAAAGAAGACGAGGUUCCUGAAGAGUUGAGACUUGCGUAUCGAGAUGAGCUAGGCAAGAAAGACGAGGCUGAGGCUGAGAAGCUGGACAAGGGGAAGAGCAAAGCCGUCGAGUUCCAAGUCCGACCUGAGCUCUCGAGCCAAGAUGCGGCGCUUCAGUCACCGGCCACAGAACCCGUUGUGGCGCCAGCAAUCGCGAGCAUGCCAACACUCAGACCCACUAGGACAGUGCCGGUUCCACCUCUGCAACAGGUGGUCCAGCAAAGUCCCAAUCGAUCACUGGCCUGGAUUGAUGCUUGCAUCUGGGGUGUCGUCGCCAUGCUGCUUUUUAUGGUCAUCAAGAAAUUUGACAUACUAUAG